Molecule: messenger RNA, 3598 nt
Organism: Alligator sinensis (Chinese alligator)
Lineage: Eukaryota; Metazoa; Chordata; Crocodylia; Alligatoridae
Gene: PPP4R2
Product: protein phosphatase 4 regulatory subunit 2
Exons: 8
Coding region: 311-1429 (372 amino acids)
Biological process (GO): protein dephosphorylation
Cellular component (GO): nucleus; cytoplasm; protein phosphatase 4 complex
Molecular function (GO): protein phosphatase regulator activity
Source: RefSeq, a predicted model, not a curated record
UUUCACAUCCCUAGAAGCAAGUCCGGCUGCCGCACCACCCCAGCCCCGCUGUAUACCCUGGGGUGCCAGGACUGGCUUCACAAGCUAUGGCCCAGGCUGUUUCCUGUGCCUGGGCCAGGCAGGACCUGCCACACGGGCUGGACAAAAUCCCUUGGCAGGCCGGAUCUAAUCCAUGGGCUGCAUUUUGCCAACCCCGGCCUUAGUGAGAGCUCAUCUAGAUGCUGAAGUUUCACCUAACAUGGAAGAGAAGUGAAAGCUAAGAACAAUUAGUGGAAAUGCCUGAAGAAUUUCAAAUGGGAUCAAAAGCAUAAUGUUUACUUCCAAACCUGAAAGGGUCCAGUGGUCUCAGUUUAAAGGCUAUUUUAUUUUCAAACUGGAGAAAGUGAUGGAUGAUUUCAGAACUUCUGCCCCUGAGCCACGAGGCCCUCCUAAUCCAAAUGUGGAGUAUAUUCCCUUCGAAGAGAUGAAGGAACGCAUUCUGAAAAUUGUCACUGGAUUUAAUGGUAUUCCCUUUACUAUUCAGCGGCUCUGUGAGUUGCUGACAGAUCCAAGACGGAAUUAUACAGGAACUGACAAGUUUCUCAGAGGAGUGGAAAAGAAUGUCAUGGUUGUCAGCUGUGUGUAUCCAUCUUCAGAGAAAAAUAAUUCCAAUAGUUUAAACAGGAUGAAUGGUGUAAUGUUUCCAGGAAAUUCACCUGGUUAUUCAGACAGAUCUAACAUAAAUGGUCCUGGAACUCCCAGACCAGUAAAUCGACCGAAGGUUUCCUUGUCAGCUCCUAUGACGACAAAUGGAUUGCCGGACAGCACAGAACAUAAAGAGUCAAACUUACAGGAAGCAGAAGAAAAAAACCACAGGGAGUCACCAGCAUGUGAAUCAGACAGUGUUCAAGCUAGCCCUGUUAAAAAUAAACAUCCUGAAGAUGAUCCUGUGGAAGCAGAAGGACACGAAGUAAAAAGACUUAAGUUUGACAAGGAAGGGGAAGCUAGAGAGACAUCCAACCAAACUGCCUCCAGUGAAGUUUCUUCGGUCAUGGUAGAAGAGACUGGAACAUCUCCUACAUCUCAGGAUAAAGAAAAAGAUCCUAGUUGUGUCAGACAGCAUUGUGCAGAGGAUGAAGAGGAAGAAUCCUUCAUGUCACCAAGAAAUGUUGCGCCAGACAGAAAAGAUCAAGAAAAAGACACUGAAUCCUUAACUGUGAAUGAAGAGACCUCUGAGGAGAGUAAUCAAAUGGAGGAAUCUGAUCAGUCUCAAGCAGAGAAAGAUUUGCAUUCUGAAGACAGUGAAAAUAGUGGCUCUGUCAGUAGUGGAGCUGACUGCAGUGAAACUGAAGACUUAGGAUCCUUUGCCAGUGGAACUCCUGAAAUUUCAUCAGAGACCCCUAUGGAAAACAGCGACGAAGCCACAGAAGAACCUAUGGAGCAAGACUAAUAAUUUAAAUACACUUAGAUGCAGUAUUUUCCAUAAGGCUCUGGUUUUACACUGUAUAAAUAAUUUUAUGUAAUAAAGUGGACCUUUAGUUUUACAAGAGAAGCAGGUUGUAAAAUAAACUCCAUGGAUUGAACCCUGAACGAGUUGUACAUGUUAAGAACUGUGAAUACCAGCUCAUUCAGGUCCUGCUUACCGCUGAAUUUUCGGUCUGGUCAAAUCAGUGGUUUGUGUAUAGUUUUUUUUAUUUAGAAUAAAAGUUUUUAAACUGGAAGGUAAUUAUAAUUUUGACGACUUUUUUGGAGAUUACCACACUUAGUUGUAUGUAUGCAAGAAAGCUUUUUGUCUUGUCUCUUUCUGACAGCUAUAGCAGUUGCUCCAUAUUUUGGUUACACUUUAAACAUUAACAUGUGAAUUAUAGGGUUCCAUGAUGGUUUCCAGAGUUUUAUUUGAAUACAUGCUAUGAAACCUUAAGUUGUAUGUUUAAUGCGUUACAUUUUACACACACAUACACAUUUAUCCUCCCACAAUUGUAAUGGGGGAAAUGUUAUAUUUUUCUGUUUCUAUAAACUAAAUACAAUGAAUACUUUUUCUAUGGGAAAAGACUGCAUUCACCUCAGAGCAGUUUCAUUUGCCUGUGAAUAUGUAGAAUAAAAUCUGGCCCAUGUGAAACCCUGGGAAUCUUAACAUUGAAAGUACCAGGUUAGACACAUUCCAAGAGAACUUCAGACGACAACGCUUUUAUAUACUUCUGAGGUGCCUGUGUGAGAGGAUUUCAUUUAUUUAUGAGAAAAUGCGCUUUUUUUUGUUAAGAACAAAGUAAUCAAAACUUUAGCUUAAAUUUUGUAGAAGGAAUGUUUGCAAAUCUGAUGAGAAUCUCUGAAAAAUUGGACAGGUACUUGCCUUUUUGAGUUCUCUGAGCAUUGUGAAUAUUAUAGGAAAGUUUCUUUAAAAUUUAUUCUAAAGUAUGCAAAUGGCAUUGGUAUGAUACACCACUGGAUUGGGAGAAUUAAUAUAUUACCUUAGUUAUGUACCUGAGCUAAAUGACUAAAGUUUUUGGGGUGCAUAGAUAUCACCAUAAUUUGUAUAACGUUUUGGAAGUGAACUAAAUAUUUUUGAACAUGCUACUUUGACAGCCAGUGUUACAUUUUUUUUUCAAACUAGCUCAAAGCACAACUACUGCUUUAAACUCGCAAUAUUUUCAAAUUCCCAUAUUUAAAGACGUGCAAGUUGCAACCUCCCAGUCACAAUUACUGGCUGCCAAAUUUAUACCUGUUUCUUCAAUUGUACCUUUUUGAUAUUUAGAAUUUUUAAAUUUCUGUAAAGUAGAUUUUUUGUAGAUUGUAACAAGUGCUCACUGCCAUUGUGAAACGGUAUAUAAUUGUAUAAUUUCUGUGUGUAAACUGAAUGCUUGGGCUUUCAAUACAGUAUUCAUAUAAAGCAAUAAAUAUUAAUGUUAUAAAAUAUUCGAGUACAUUUUUAUCAAAAUAUAAAACUCCCUUUUUAGUUUUAAGUUCACAUACCUGAACUAAAAAAAAAAGACCUCUAAAAUGCAUGCUAAUAGUUUCUGCUACUAGACAGUAUGCUUUAUAUGUAUCAUUUUUGGGAAAUACAUUUUUUGAAUAAUUUGGCUCAGUUUGUAUAUUUAUAAGGUAAUGUACUACUUACUGAUUUUACCCAUCACGUUUAAAGCAAACAGAGGACAUAAUCCAGGAGAUGCUUGCCAAAACAAACAAUUGAUUAGUGUUCCCCAGACAAAAGGAAAAAUCAUACCUUAUCAACUUAAUUUUCAUUGUGCAGAAGGGUUGAAUGUGUAUCAUAAAAAUUAAAGGACUGAACCAAGGUGUUGGAAUUAGGAAAGUGUCAAAUAUAAUGACGUAAAAAAUUAGUGACAUCUUACCUUUUUGUUGGUUUUUGGGAAUACUUUGCCAAUGAGAACAACAUUUCUAAGUUUAGAGAUUUCUGAAAUUUUCUUUAGAAUGUUUAUUUGUGAAAAUAUUGUCAAUAAACCUAUUCUUUAAGCACCUAUGAAUUUUUGCUAUGUUUAUUUUAGCAGCACUAGUGCCACAGAAUUGUAAAGGUUUGCACAACAAAUCUCCAUAUAUCAAUUUGUAAAUCCACGAAUAUUACUUUUUUCUGCAAUGAGCAAUAGCUAAUAAAGUAAAAUCAUGC